Messenger RNA from Camelina sativa (false flax), 1098 nucleotides. RefSeq lists its product as uncharacterized. NCBI's taxonomy places the organism in Eukaryota, Viridiplantae, Streptophyta, Magnoliopsida, Brassicales, Brassicaceae. The record is from RefSeq and is a predicted model, not a curated record.
AUGUCUCUGCUUCUUAGCAUGCGGCUCUCGAGGCUCCGCCUAGGGAAUCCCGCUCUUCUUACUCUCUCUACUAGCUUCUCAUCAACUUCCUUGCUGCAAACCCCUCCUUGUUCCAUCAUCGGCGCUACUAAAUGUGGAGGGGUUCUAGGAAAACUCAACGUUAGAUAUGCUAAUCACCGUAGUAGCACUGUUUUGGAAAAGAAGGUUCCCCUGGAGUUGGUGAUGAAACUUAACGAUGAGAUGGUAACGAUCGGAGCAUCUCACGGCUGGAUAGCUACUUACGAUAGGGAAGACGAAGUUCUGCGUCUCCAAGACGAUCUCAACCCUGCUGCAUCGGAUACAGAUCCCAAACGUAUUCCCCUGCCUUAUCUUGUUACUCUGCCUCAUUGCCAAACCGAGAUUAUCACCAACGUGUCAAUGUCCACACCUUCUCCAGAGGAUGAAGACUGUAUUGUGGCUGUCAAGUUCUGUGGACCUCAACUCAGCUUUUGCAAACCCUCUCAAAGUAAACCCAAGUGGCACAACAUCAGGUUCGAUAACCCUUGUUUUUACUCCUCCCGUAUCAUGUUUUCCAAGAAAGACAACAUGUUUCGCAUUCCCGGAUCUGGAGGCCAUUUAAUCGCAUCAUGGGAUCUCCUUGAACACAAGCGCAAACCCAUGCUUCAGAAGGUGCGUUAUCAAAACCUUUCCGAGCUGACAGAGACCAAACGGGAGCAUCUGUAUUCGUGCUUCACAAGCGACCACUUGGUGGAGUCAGAAUCCACCGGUGAAACGUUCUUGGUUAAGUGGUACCAGAAGACUGCUGAGAUCGUCGACGGUGUUGCGAAAAUGAAAAGAAAAGAUGUAUUGGUGUUCAAGCUUGACGAAGAAGGAAACGCGGUUUACACAAAAGACAUUGGAGAUCUUUGCAUGUUCCUCUCAAAGUCUGAACCUUUCUGUGUCCCUGCUACUUCUUUUCCUGGCAUGGGCUCAAACAACGUCCUAAUCUGGGAUGUGGACGGAAUCACAGCGUUGGAUCUGGAUGGUUUCAACCCCAUCAUUUGUACUAUUGGCCGAAUCUCGGCCCCUUUCCACAUCCCACCUCAAAAUGUAAACUAG